AUGAACUCUGCAUCAACUCUGCUUUCAUGUGCCAUCGUGUUCACAAUCGUCGCCCGAACUCUCGCCACCACUGACUCCGCCUACCCCUCCCCCUACGGUGUUGAAACAACCACGACCGCCUGUAACCCCUACGCCAUCGCCGACGAUGGUCUUGUACCUGUUCGUAAAGAAGUAUACGAUAAAGGUCGAAUCUUCGAUAUCAGUCAUCGGUAUCACCCGAAUAUGCCAUCUUGGGAAUCGGAAGACGGUGUCGGCCAGUUCUUGUGGCUUCCGAAGAGUAUGAAGAAUGGAUCACUCGCGAAUAAUUCGGAGAUGAAGCUUCCGACUCACACCGGCACUCACGUUGACGCGCCGGGCCAUGUUUUCGAUCACUACUUCGACGCCGGCUUCGAUGUCGAUACUCUCGACCUUGAAGUACUCAACGGUGCUGCGUUGUUAGUUGAUGUUCCAAGGGACAAGAAUAUAACUGCUGAAGUUAUGAAGUCUUUGAGUAUACCCAAGGGAGUGAGGCGUGUUCUUUUCAGAACAUUAAACACUGACAGGCGUCUCAUGUAUACAAAGGAGUUUGACACAAGCUAUGUUGGAUUCAUGAAGGAUGGGGCACAGUGGCUGGUGGAUAACACUGACGUCAAACUUGUAGGGAUUGAUUACUUAUCUGUUGCCGCAUUUGCUGAUUUGAUCCCAGCUCAUCUUGUCUUUCUAGAAGGCCGGGAAAUCAUUCUUGUGGAAGGCCUGAAACUUGAUGACAUCCAACCAGGAGUAUACACUGUCCAUUGCUUACCUCUAAGGUUGCUUGGUGCUGAGGGAUCACCUAUAAGAUGCAUCCUUAUUAAGUGAUAUUUUCCUUGUGUAAAUGAUGACUUCAUGAGGUUUUGUGUGGAAUAACUUGUUUUAAAGGCUUGCUCGUAGACUUAUUGUGCCUCGUAGCUGUUCUGUACAGGUGCUCACAUAAAUCAAACCCGUGGAUAGGCGCAUUCUCCACAACAGUGGAAAUACUUGUUUGGCACAGUUAUUUAAAUAUCGUGGUUAGACACUUUUUUUUCUUCUAAACAUUGUAGGUAGAUUGAUGAAUGUGUGAUCUAUUGCCAGCAACCUCUCUCUUCAUACUUUUUCUCUACAUAAAUUGAACAAAGAAAACCUCUAUGUAUUCUGGUGGAAUUGUGUAUAGUAGUGUUUUGCUAAGGUGCCACGUAUUGGCAAAUGGCUUGUAGGCCAACCGUUCUCAUUCUGGCCGUUUUUAGUUGAUGGUGCUCGAAAUUACCGGACUUGGGUUGCAAUCGGGUGAGGCCCAAUGUGUGUGUGAUCGCUUAAGUGGGUGUGCGUGGGAGUGUAUGUUGUAAAUGAACAAUGGGGAGAAGACAUGAGUUAAGUGGUUCGACUUGCCAAAAGACUAAGGUUACGUCCACUGUAAGGAAAACUCUUGCUCUUUGGGGUAUUGUAUUACUUGGGAAGAUGGAGACGGUUAUAAGGAGUGAGGCUUGAAGCCGCUACAAGAUAUCACUUGACUCUCUCUCACUUGCUUACGGGGUAUUCUUUUACGUCCACUGUAGCACUCCCAGUUAUUUAUACUAUUGAUAGCUAAGGUUUCACAUUCGUCCUUCUUAGUUGAACCUGUGGCCCCCUUUGUAUCCGUUUCC
Ilex paraguariensis (yerba mate) is the source of this 1637-nucleotide messenger RNA. NCBI's taxonomy places the organism in Eukaryota, Viridiplantae, Streptophyta, Magnoliopsida, Aquifoliales, Aquifoliaceae. The record is from the annotation of a GenBank genome assembly.